UAAUUUUAAAAAAAGGAAUCACUGAGAGUGUACUUUACUUGUACUUUGUUAAUUAAUUGCAUGUCUUGUAUGUUUUAACCCCUUAGGGUUAGAAAGAACAAUUGUCCCUCGCAGCUUCCCGUACAUAAUCUGCUGUUUUGUUGACACUUUUCUCCAUCAGCUGACUGCCCGCUGAGAGACGAUGAGCAGCUCCGUACAGACUGACCUCCUCGGCUUAAUUUUCUACGGCGAACAAUCGGCAGAUUUCAGGAAGCCUCUCUUUCAUGCUGAGGAGAGCAGCAGCUGGGAAUGGCCGCUGUUUGCUAACGAGUUAUUGACCAUUAGCCAGCUAGCAGCUUAAGCUCCCAGCUAACAUCCACUUUCUUUAACCCGAUGUUUGGAGAAGUCAUGGAGGGCAUUUUAUACAAGUGGACUAAUUAUAUGACAGGCUGGCAGCCGCGCUGGUUCAUCCUGGAAGACGGCGUGAUCUCGUACUACGACAGCGAGGACGAUGUCGCGAAAGGCAGCAAGGGAUCCAUCAAGAUGUCCGUGUGUGACAUUAAAGUCCAUCCCACAGACUCGACUCGCCUGGAGCUGAUCAUUCCCGGUGAGCAGCAUUUCUACGUGCGAGCUGUUAACGCUGCAGAGAGGCAGAGGUGGCUGGUGGCGUUGGGAUCCUCCAAAGCUGGAACUCUGGAAAGCCACAAACACAGAGGUUCAGACUGUCUGAAAACCAAAAUGUCUGAACUUCGUCUGUACUGUGACCUCCUUGUCCAGCAAGUCCAGACGAUCCAAUCACAGCACAGUGCAGACGCAGAAGCCCCGCCCACUUCAGAUGCCUCGUUGCUCAGUGCCACCUGUGAGACGUUCAUCAGGACUUUGGAGGAGUGUAUGAGCCUAGCCAACCAGAGUUUGACCCCUGACCUCCGACCUCCUGAAAGGAUGAAGCGCUCCAUCAGCCACCCUGGUACAUACAGCUUUGACAGGUCAGGCGUACUAAAGGAGUAUGUGAGUGGAGGUCAGAGGUCAGCUCCACGCAGACAUCGGACGUCCUCCGACAGCUCCGUCUAUGAGACUGAACGUUUGCUGCCGACUCUGAACGGCGAUUCGUCCUCCAUCCCAGAGGAGAGGGGAGGGAGCGCGAGCCCGAAGACCACGCCCACAGACACAGACACCGACCUGUCCAUCUGAACACCCGACGCCCGACGGGGUGGACAGGAAGGAAAGGUCAUCUUGGUCUAGGAUUUUUAGGAUCGUCCCUCAGAACCUGCUGAGCUCUUCAGAAUCAUUCAGUUUCUUUCCGUCAGUGGUUCAUUCACACUCUGGAGAGGUGGGACUCUUUUUGGGAGGUGGGGUGCCACCGCGCCGUUCCAGAUGAACGGUAGAAACCCGGGUCCCUUUUCAGUGCUACCCCAGCUGGUCCUUCCAGGCAGCUCUAUGUGAACACAAUGAACUGUGAAUUACUGGGUUUUGGACAUGUGCUGCUUUAAAAGGACCCCAGAAUGUAAAUCUGUCGGUUGGGAUGUUUUAGUGGCUCUGAUGGUGGAGUCUCUUUGGAUGGUAGAACUCCAUCUCCAUCUGUGACGGCUCUGAUCUCAAGCUGUUCCUUAUAGAACAACCUCAUUGACUAAUUCAAAUGGACUUUCCUCCACAGACCUCUGCCAUUUGUCUGACUGCUUCAUCUCAUUACUACGGUGAAGUGAAUCCUACAACUGAUUGAUGUUUCUUUAAACUGACCUCAGUUUACAAUUAUUCACCCAAAUUCCAUUGUUGGUGAGCAGGUCCAGUCCUGAGGAGGUGGACGAGCCGCAGUUGGGUCAGAUGAAGGGAGCUGACUUGUUACUGACAGCUUCAAUGUGAACAUGUGGUAGAGUUUUGCUUUGGUAGUAUUUGCAUUUUGCAUUCACUGUAUUUUAUUGGUGGAUUCCAGGCCAGUCUCACUCCAAGACCAUGAUGAAACUGAUUUUUAUUUUAUUUUUUUAAUGAAUGUCUGUUGGGAACAGAUUUGUUGAAGAGGUGGUAAAACUGGUGGGUUCUGGUUUACUGUAAGUCUGUCUUUAACUGUUCUGAUGUUACAGAGUCUAGAUGUAAAACUUUAACUGGGACAUUUUUACUAAAUUGCAAAAGUAGGAAGUGAUUUUGUUUGUAGCUUUGUUCCAACAACAUGACUAUUUGUACCUAACAGUGCAACUUUUUUUGUACCUGAUUUAAACAACUGAUGAUUUUAAGUCGUUUUCUACCAUUGACCUGCAGUCUGCUGUAAGGACACGUAGGUCUGCAACUCCAAUAAAAAAUAUCUGCAGUUAUUUGGGUUUAAUCAGAUGUCACAAUCUUUUAUUUCUUAGGGAUCAACUGAAUCAAAGAGGGAUGAGAACCAAGAUAAACUCAUGGAAACACUGAACUGCAGAUAAACCAAGAUGGAAAGUUAUGAUGAUUAAUAAUACUGAGACAUCACCAAACUGACAAAACACAGAGCUGGAGUUUAAUUGGUUUAAGGCACUGAAGUGAUUAGGUAUGAUGCCUUCUAUAAUGAUUCUUGGUGUUAUUGUGAUGCUAGAAAACCUUCAACCACUAGGUGGCACCAGAGUUGAAGUGCUUGAAUCUUGUCAGCACAAUGAGCAGCAAUACUUUCCACCCUUGCAGCUUCAGCAGCUCACCGCUGUCCACAUCUUCAUCAAAGCAGUAGAAAAAUAAAAAUAACAGACUGGUUGGAGAAAACCCUUAGCUUUCCUAAAUGACAUAGUUACUCUUCUCUUUCACUUCUUGAGAGAUGCUCAGAAUGUCCCAUCUUCUACCAAUUAUCUGCUGGAGAUGAGCCACAUUGCUCCUGUAAAGUCUAAACUUCAGCAGAUGUAGAAAAUGUUCCAAACAUUUCGCCAUUACAGAUUAUAGUGAGGGAUUCUUCAUAAAUCACAUCACCCUGUCUGUAUGUUCAUAAUUAUACCUAUAUGUAUCUUAUAAAAUGUUUUAGACUAUUUUAAAGUCAUAGUCCAACCUUUAAAAAAUGUGAUUCUGAACAUAAAUAACAGAAACUGAAUGUAGAAGAUCUCUGAAAUGAUGUGGUUGUGGUUUCAUCUUAAGUUGUACAACAACUAUUUUUUUUCCUUUUUGUUUUUUCUAUCUUACAGUGAUUGGUUCUCAGAUCUCCAUUGUCAGGAUUAGUUCAGCUGGUUCUCAGAGGACUUUGCUCCUACAUGAAGCAGGAGCUGCAGGGUUUGAGGUGUGAUCCGUUCUGGUGAUCCUCAGUAGAUCACAGGAGUCUAAACUAUUUCAAAUGUUUGUUUUAUGUAGAAGCAGGUCAGUCCUGGAGGCCCUGUGUGCCAUUGAUGGUCAUUGCUGCAUUGAUUUGGUGUGGAAUGUUUAAGCUGCGUCUUCAUGACUUAUUUUCUGUUGUGGAACUUAACAUGAAGUAAUAAAAACCUGUGGUAUUUUUUCUGUGACUACGAUUUUUGAUCUGUCUGCAUGCGCCUGACUGACGGCUGUAAGUUUACUGCUUGUUACCAACAGACGCACAUUUUACACUCAUGUAAAGAAAUCAUGUGGAAACAGAGAAAAAAAACUAUCUUACCGGAUAGUCACAAAAACUCUCAAAUCUUAACUCAUGCCAAAAUUUGAAGCUGUUGUAUUUUUAUAUUUUCUUGGGCAGACACUUAAAUAUCUUAAAGUCAUAUAUAUGUCUCCACACAAAUUCACCACAGCUUGUAAUUUUUCCACAGGCAAAAUGAAAGUAUUCAGUAACCAUGUAUAACCUUCUCCAACAUAAAGUCUGUAAAUGUGGUCAUUUUUUACUUUAAAGUGAUUCUGUCAGUGUUAAGGCUCUGAAAGUGGAUUAACAGUGACAACUUUACAAUGUGACGGAUUAUUCUGAUUAUCAUAUAGGUGUCUGGAACUUCAUGAUCUCUGUAACAGGACGUUUCUUUAAAUUCAGUAGAAGCAUUUAUACUGAAUUUCUAUUUGAUCACGGAUUCAAGUCUGUGAUCAGAUCAGUUUAAACGCUGCUUCUUAAUUUUCUGUUGCUGACUAACAUUGUUUGUCACAUCAUGAUGAAACAUUUUCAUAUUUUACUCAUAAGAGCAUCAGCUAAGUGAUAAUACCCAUCAGGUUUCAUUAAUCUGAUUUAGCCAGAUCUUGUUUGAACAUGUGAAGAGUGUGUAUGAAAAUAAAAUAAGGAUAUUAGAAGAAAGUUCUAUUGUAUUAAAAUAAAUCUAAUUUUAAGAUGAGCCAUCUUGGAAUUACAAUCUUAAUUCUUAGAGAUUUUUUUAUUGCAAUGUUUAAUCAGUGUUUACUUUGGAACCAAAGGAAAUAUUCCUUACACUUGUAGUUUUUACAUUUGUUGGGUAAAUAAUCAGUGCAAUUCUCUUAAUGUGGAUUUUACUCAGCUCAGUCUCCACAAUGUCAGACUAAAGUUGAAGUAAAUGGUUUUUGAUUUUUAUAUUUAUAAAGUAGAAAAAUGUAAUUCAUCUCUUGAAUUCCUUUUAUGUUUUUAUGGUUAUGUUAGCCAAAUAUCAGGAUCUGCCUUAAGAGCUGCACAGAGCUACAUGUGGUUGUAUCACAUCUGAUUUUUAUUGUCUGAAUAAAGUUUGUGAAGCUGA
This is a messenger RNA of Poecilia reticulata (guppy), 4571 nucleotides long. It is a transcript of the gene plekha3, whose product is annotated as pleckstrin homology domain containing, family A (phosphoinositide binding specific) member 3. Gene Ontology annotation, cellular component: recycling endosome; trans-Golgi network; early endosome. Lineage: Eukaryota; Metazoa; Chordata; Actinopteri; Cyprinodontiformes; Poeciliidae. The record is from RefSeq and is a predicted model, not a curated record. Gene Ontology annotation, biological process: retrograde transport, endosome to Golgi; receptor recycling; endosome organization.